Molecule: messenger RNA, 615 nt
Organism: Aspergillus brunneoviolaceus CBS 621.78
Lineage: Eukaryota; Fungi; Ascomycota; Eurotiomycetes; Eurotiales; Aspergillaceae
Exons: 3
Coding region: 1-615 (204 amino acids)
Source: RefSeq, a predicted model, not a curated record
AUGACCGACAUUGCCCAAGAUGAACCACCAAACUACCCAGUUCUUGCAGAAGCCACCCUGAUCAAAUUCGAAGGAAGAAACUUUCAAGUCGGGACACGCAGGUACUUACUAAACCGACUCGUUUCCGAGAAAGUAUACCGCCCUUACAUUGAGCGCCGGGCUGUCUUCCAUGCCACAAAGCUCGAUGAUCAGCAGCAAGUCGUGGUCAAAUUCUUCAUCCACCAGCACCCAGUCCUCAGGCGUGGCUGCGAGGCCAGCAGGCUCUUCAGCGGCAUCGCUCAACCCGGGUUCACAUGGGAAGUACAAGCAUUAGAGGCAGCACGGGGAGUGAACGGCUUCCCUCAGCUCCUGCACUGGAAAUGCACCGUCAAGAGCCCGGAGUUCGAGAAUCCGGGCGGGCGGAUGAACCUCAUUGCUAUGACGCGGUUGCCGGGCUUUCCCCUGUCGUUUUAUAUCGACCACCUCCGCGGGCAACGGCAGAUUGAUGCGAUCAGGGCACGAGCUGUGGACCUAGUUGAAGCGCUGCGCCUACACGGGCAGGAGCAUGCGGAGGGUGACCCGGACAAGAUCAUGUAUGAUCCAGCAAGUGGCAAAGUGUAUGAACCCUCUGCCUAA